Messenger RNA from Chaetomium globosum CBS 148.51, 1500 nucleotides. RefSeq lists its product as uncharacterized. Bases 1 to 1500 code for a protein of 499 amino acids. NCBI's taxonomy places the organism in Eukaryota, Fungi, Ascomycota, Sordariomycetes, Sordariales, Chaetomiaceae. The record is from RefSeq and is a predicted model, not a curated record. The transcript is spliced from 2 exons.
AUGGACGACGCGGCAGAUGGCCAGGAUGGCGAAUCGGCCGAUCUGGCCACCAAGCUAGGGUUUCCGAUCGUUGACAUCGUACCUGAUGGAGACAUCUUGCUGGAUGUCACCUUUGAAACGUCCAAGGAGACCCUGAAAGCGGCGAGGAAGGCGGCAAAACCGAGACCCGGACAAAAGGUGACUCCGCCGGUCUUCAAGGCCAGGAACCGAGUCGGGUACAGAGUGCAACUCUCUGCUCUGAAGCAGAACUCAAAGUAUUUUGACAACCUGCUCAGCGAUACGAGGUUCGCUGAGGCCAGGUCGAUAGAGGAAAGCUUCCAGAGGCUCUCGCUCAAGAAUGUGAAACCGUCCGAGGCAGACGCCGGCGAUCUUCCCCUGGUGAAAAUCCACGAGGAUGACGAGGCAACCCGGUCGGCCGGUCAUAACUCGGUCUUUGAAGACCUCUUGCGGAUUCUGCAUAGAAAACAGUCUACCGCGAAAGCCGUGACGAUGCAGCAUUUGGCCGUGCUAGCCCUGCUUGCUGACCGGUUUAACUGUAUCGCCAUCGUAUCCAGGUAUCUAAACGCCUUGAAGUACAAAUGGCCCGCUACGCAGACCCGGGUAUCCCGAGACGACGGUCCUACCUUGUCCAGGGCAACCGAAGAAACUCUCCGUCAGAAGAUCUUGGUUGCCUGGCUGCUCGACCAACCUCCCAAGCUGCAAGUUGCCACCCGCGAGCUCAUCAUGUAUGGUUCACGAAGAUGGAGUGAGUACUUGGACGAGGAGCAAGAGGAAAGCUACGCCGCAGCAUGGUGGGAUUUACCCGACGACCUUGAGCAAGAACUCCACCACCGCCGCGAACGCAUCCUCACCACCAUCGCCUCCAUCCAAACCCACUUCCUCGGACUCUACACCUCGCGCACACGCCAGUGCAAGCUGGGCUACGACUCCUCGGCAAGCUGCGACUCCUACCAACUCGGCGAGAUGAUCAAAUUCCUGUGCUCGCGCAACCUGCUCUUCCUAACCUCCUUCACCCCCUCCCCCUUCCUAUCCCCUUCUAUCUCAUCCUCCACCCUUCCAGAGACCCCUGACAUCAGCACCACCGACAUCGGCUCCAUCCUCGCCACCCUCAAGCAAUGCCCGGCCUACCAGAUCGACAAGAACCACACGCACUGUGGCCUGCGGGCGCGCGCCCUCCCCGCCGUCGAGUACGUGCAGGCGAUGCUGGCAUCAGGGGCUGUGGCCAUUGCGCGGCCGGCGUGGGUGCGCGAUCGGGAAGGGGCCGCGUGGCGGUCCUCUCUAGGCGUGGAGGGGGGCCACGAUGGGGAUGGGAAGAGGGAAAGGAAGGUGUUUCGGUUUACGAGGGGGUUGGCGACGGAUCAAAGGCUGAGGAUGGAGGGGGCUAUGGCGGUGGAUCGGUCGGCGAGAGCGCUGUUUACAGCGGAUGAGUGGGAUUGGUCGACGGAGGAUAGGGAUGAGACGAGGGGGGUGGAGUUUGGACGAUGGCCGGCUGCCAGGUGA